This is a messenger RNA of Staurois parvus, 471 nucleotides long. The record is from the annotation of a GenBank genome assembly. NCBI's taxonomy places the organism in Eukaryota, Metazoa, Chordata, Amphibia, Anura, Ranidae.
AUGUGCAUAAAAUAUCUCACACAGGGAAGAAGCUGUUUUCCUGUUCUGAGUGCGGGAAAUGUUUUUCAUGCAAGUCUCAUCUUUCCAUACAUCAGAGAUCUCACACGGGGGAGAGAAGCGUAUUCCUGUCUGAGUGUGGGGAAAUCUUUUUCUGAUAAGUCCAAUCUUUACACACAUCAGAGAUCUCACAAGGGGGAUAAGCCAUUUUCCUGUCCUGUGUGUGGGAAAUGUUUUUCACAGAAGUCUGGUCUUUACAGACAUCAGAGAUGUCACACAGGAGAGAAGCCAUAUACCUGUUCUGAGUGCGGGAAAUGUUUUUCACAGAAGUGCCAGUCUUUUACAGACAUCAGAGAUCUCACACGGGGGAGAAGCCAUAUUCUUGUCCUGAGUGUGGGAAAUGUUUUUCACGGAAUUCGCAUCUUUCCAGACAUCAGCGAUCUCACACAGGGAGAAGCCACUUUCCUGUCCUGA